AUGGCGCCGUCAGACGACAACUCGACAAUAAGCUCACCAUGGACCGUCCUAUUUCCCCAUCAGAAUGACACUAGCGCCCUUCGCGGUAUCGUCGUCCCUAACUGGGUCAACUCCCCCAAUGUCCGAGGAACAAUGGACAUCCUCCAGAGCUGUCUCCUCACUCUUGUGGCAUGCAUUUACACUGCUUUGCACCUCAACGUACCAGAGAAGACGGCUUGGUAUCAAAUCCUAUGGUCUAAAACGAAAUGGGUUGCCUUGACCCUCUUCGCCCCCGAGAUUUUCAAUUUCGACUUGAAAUAUGCCUUCUUCGUCGUGAUGCAAGGCGUUCACAUUGACGUGGAAGAGAUCCUCUCAUGGCCGGAUCUGAAUCCCAGUGCCUAUACUCGCUUUGCGAGUAUGCCAUCCCCUCGGAUAGCAAGCAUUAGUCCUAGUGGCCUCAUUCGGCUGGCCAAGAAAGGGCAUUGGCUGUACAUUUCAAGGAAACGAAUUGAUGACAAAAGCAAAGCAGACUAUAUCCAGAAAGCUCUUGUUCUGACACAAAUUCUUUGGAUGGUUACUCAGUGCGUCACGCGCUACGUGAAUGACCUCCCCUUGACCUUGCUGGAGAUACAUACUGUGGUGCACGUUAUUUGCGCCGUGUUUCUUUACGCCUGUUGGUUCCAGAAACCACUCAACGUACAAGAGCCAGAGGUGGUGAACCCAAGCCAGUUUCUUGGAGAGGCCGCAGCGAUGGUUCAACAACAGUUCUACUCUUCUUGGUCAAACGAACUGGCCAUCUUCCCACCUUGGUCUGUGGAACGGCCGAUACCUCCGCUCAGGCUGGCUAGUGACCGAGCAUCUAUGUUAUGGUUUAGCCCAGAACGGCCAUCAGUUAUGCGACAAGGCGACAUCCUGUUGUCUGGCCUGGCCCUUCAUACAAGUACUAGAGAGCUGGAAGUCACUGCACAGUUUCUCGAAAGAUGGAAUGCCAUUUUUGGUGCAUUUCCCUACACAGACUGUGAGCUGCUUGCUCGUGGGACUGGCCCCAAGUUUGACACGCCACAUAUGGAAGAAGAGAUCGAACUUAUGGGCCAGGGAAAGACGGAUUGCCAGGUUCUUUAUCUCAGUCGUCUUGACGAGUUUGAGAAGCCGGAGGACAUGCGCGAGCUGCCAUUCAGCCACCGCGAGCGGAACCUGGUCGUGAACUUUCACGUCGCCAUUCUUGGCCUGGCACUACUUCUUCCUGCCUGCUACGGCGGUGUCCAUCUAGCAGCAUGGAAAUGGACCUUCCCGAGUCAUUUCGAGGGUGUUUUCUGGAAGAUUUGCUGCCUCUUCAUCGUUUGCGCAUCCCCAGUCAUGUUCGUCAUAGACAUGGUCUUCAUGGGACUGGUCGAGCUUAUCAACUAUAAGACCGUCACCAACCGCCCAAGAGACAGGGAAGAUGCAGAGGAUGGAAACCUAAAGAAGAAGGACAGCGAGUCCGACUAUUGGGACAUUGGAUUCUAUGCUUUGAUUUGUUUCAAUGUUCCUGUCUUGGCGAUGUAUAUCGUUGCGAGGGUCUACAUCGUCCUUGAGUCGUUUUUGAGCUUGAGAUGUGUUCCUCAGGGGGUAUUUUUCUCUCCAGCCUGGCUUCAGAUGUUUCCUCAUCUAUAG
Fusarium vanettenii 77-13-4 is the source of this 1632-nucleotide messenger RNA. RefSeq lists its product as uncharacterized. The record is from RefSeq and is a predicted model, not a curated record. NCBI's taxonomy places the organism in Eukaryota, Fungi, Ascomycota, Sordariomycetes, Hypocreales, Nectriaceae. The coding region runs from base 1 to 1632 and encodes 543 amino acids. The transcript is spliced from 3 exons.